AUGGAGAAGGUGAACAUCGAGCCAUGUGUGAAGAUGGACACCCAAACCCUUGAUCUUCUCAAGAUAAGAGAUGAUGUCACAUGGUACAUAAGGAAGCUAGGCUUGAGCAAGCUCUUCAAGCUAGAGUGUAGUGAGUACUCACAACUCACCAAGGAGUUCCUCUCCACAGUAGCUCUUGCCUUUCCCAACCACAAUGGAGACCAACCAGCUGGUGAUGGACUCCUACUCUUCAAGAUAGGCGAUGCCAAUGGGCGCAUCUCCAUCUCAGCUCUAUGCCAACUCUUUGGACUUCCCAAUGAGACAGCACAUGACUUCAAGGAGAACUCAAAGAGGAAACAAGCUGCCUUUGCUGAUUGGACACACUUUGCCAAUGAACCAUUCUUGCCUUCAAAAGCCAACAAGGUCACAACUGAUGAGUUCUACAUCCUCACCACACCAUUCAUCAAGCAUGAGUACAAGGCCAACCUUGGACUUUUACUUGCCAAGACAUUCAUCAAUGUGAGGAAGCUAGCUCAAGACUUGGAAGGCAACAAGAAGCUUUGUGUUCGUUUUGGGAGGCUUAUCACGGCCAUAGUACAUGUGGGGAUUGACAUUCCCAACUAUGAGCCACUACCCAAGCCAACCCCUUUGGAUCUCCAUGCUCUUCAGCACAUCCACUUCCUAAACCGUUGGACUAAAGACCCAACUCGGUUUUGCUAUGAGUUUCCAAUUGGUCCAGCCAACACUUCCCUUGUCUUGCUGCCACAUGAAGACAUCCCAAGCCUACGCUCAGCAUGCAGUCAAGACUCAACGCCGCCACCAAGAACGCCAUGUUCUCACUACUGGCAUGGCGCGCACCAAGCUCUAGACCGUGUUAACAAGCUGGAGAAGAUAGUGGAAUGCCAAUCUCGCUUCAUCUCACGCCUAGUUCGUGUAGUUCGCCACAUUGCACCGGAGAGACUCUUUCGCCCUUCUUCCACCGCUAGAGAGCCAUAUGAGCCUGACCUUGGUGAGUUCUCACUAGACUCAGAGCUUGGUUCAGAAGGCGAUGACCCCAUAGAUGAGGAAGAGAGUUCUUCUCACUGCCACACAUAG
Molecule: messenger RNA, 1074 nt
Organism: Microthlaspi erraticum
Lineage: Eukaryota; Viridiplantae; Streptophyta; Magnoliopsida; Brassicales; Brassicaceae
Source: the annotation of a GenBank genome assembly